Messenger RNA from Candidozyma auris, 372 nucleotides. RefSeq lists its product as uncharacterized. The record is from RefSeq and is a predicted model, not a curated record. NCBI's taxonomy places the organism in Eukaryota, Fungi, Ascomycota, Pichiomycetes, Serinales, Metschnikowiaceae. The transcript has a single exon. The coding region runs from base 1 to 372 and encodes 123 amino acids.
AUGGGCUUAAACUUCCUCUGGCCCAGCGCCUUGGGGCCCUUUGCCAGUGUCAGCCCGGCCCCUUCGUUUUCCGUCGCCAGUUUCCUCCAAACCUACGUCUUCAAGCUCAAUAAUAGCUUGUUUCCUGCCCUUUCCGCUGCCUCGGUAUCGUGGAUCAGCAACACCGGCAAGAACGCUGCCCACUCGUGUGCUGCUGACGACUUGGAGCUUUCCUUGGGCAACGACCAGAUAGAGCUCUUUGACAACUACUUGGCUCCCCAGGGCAAACAGCCUCCGCAGUCCAACCACGGCUUCCCUGCUCACUUGGAGCUGGCGUCCAUUCCAGACGCUGAUUUGGCUCCUUGGGGGUUUGACUUCCCCCCCGGUGCCUGA